This is a messenger RNA of Medicago truncatula (barrel medic), 1677 nucleotides long. RefSeq names its product probable receptor-like protein kinase At1g80640. NCBI's taxonomy places the organism in Eukaryota, Viridiplantae, Streptophyta, Magnoliopsida, Fabales, Fabaceae. Gene Ontology annotation, biological process: protein phosphorylation. Gene Ontology annotation, molecular function: ATP binding; protein kinase activity. The record is from RefSeq and is a predicted model, not a curated record. The transcript is spliced from 9 exons. Bases 156 to 1247 code for a protein of 363 amino acids.
ACCAUAAUAAUAACAUUAAUUUUCUCUGUCUAUCCAAAAAGAAAAUAAAGACAUUAACAUAACCAAAACCAAAUUAAAAAGAAGAGUUGAUAAACAACUCUUAUUUUGAAUCAUUGUUAUAUAAGGAAAGCUGAAGAAGAAGAAAAAAAACAUAAAUGAAGCUUGUUGUUCUUCUCAUGCUUCUCAUGGUGCUUCUUCUUAUUCUUAUUUUGAGUUUCAUAUGUUUAUGGAUUUACUACAACAACUAUUCAUCAAAAUCCAAAAGGAAAAAUAAUGUUCAAAACUCAGAUGCAGAAAAGGGGUGUGUUCCAAUAAUUGAUUACAAGCAAAUAGAAAAAUCGACCGACAAUUUUCAGGAAAGUAACAUCUUGGGUGUAGGUGGUUUUGGAUGUGUUUACAAGGCACAAUUUGAUGAUAAUUUGGAUGUUGCUGUCAAGAAACUACACUGCCAAACACAAAAUGCUGAGACAGAAUUUGAGAAUGAGGUGGAUUUAUUGAGUAAAAUUCAGCAUCCAAAUAUAAUUUCUUUGCUCGGUUGUAGCAUUAAUGGAGACAUGAGAUUUAUUGUGUAUGAGUUAAUGCAAAAUGGAUCCUUGGAAGCUCUAUUACAUGGACCAUCUCAUGGCUCAGGAUUGACUUGGCAUAUGAGAAUGAAGAUUGCUCUUGACACAGCAAGAGGAUUAGAAUAUCUACAUGAGCAUUGUUACCCUCGAGUGAUUCAUAGAGAUAUGAAAUCUUCAAAUAUUCUUUUAGAUGCAAACUUCAAUGCCAAGCUCUCUGAUUUUGGUCUGUCCAUAAUUGAUGGGUCCCAAAAGAAGAACAUCAAGGUUUCAGGAACAUUGGGAUACGUAGCCCCAGAAUAUCUUUUAGAUGAUAAAUUGACUGAUAAAAGUGAUGUGUAUGCCUAUGGGGUUGUACUCCUGGAGCUCCUGUUUGGAAGGAAACCUGUAGAAAAACUGGCACCAGCUCAGUGUCAAUCCCUUGUCACAUGGGCCAUGCCUCAGCUCACAGACAGGUCCAAACUUCCAAACAUUGUGGAUCCAGUCAUAAAGAAUACAAUGGAUCUCAAGCACUUAUACCAGGUUGCUGCGGUAGCUGUGCUAUGUGUGCAACCAGAGCCAAGUUACCGGCCACUAAUCACAGAUGUUCUUCACUCCCUCGUCCCUCUUGUUCCAGUUGAGCUUGGAGGAACACUUAGAGUGACACAAUAUUCAACCGAUCCAUCUAAGAGUUUGAGCCAGAGAUAGUAGUCCACUUGAUACAUGAAAAGUGAGAAUCAAGUAUAUGAUAAUGUGAUCAUGAAUAACAUGAUGCUGCCACGCCAGUUAGUAUUACCAAAGACAUGAUUACCUCGCUGCUUCUAUAUUGUAGGACAAUCACUACCCAAUGGUUAUGCCCUACACUCUUCAAUUCUGAAAGAUGUUUGGCUUGAUUUAAACGAAGGUCGAGAAGAUGAGAAGAGGGUUGAAUUGUUGAUAACAAAUGUAAAGGAUAAAUAAUUAAAUUUCACACUGUAAUUUCGACUGUUUUGGGGGUCCGUCAAAGAAGAUAACAGGGUUUGGAUUGUUGAUAAAAAAUGUAAAGAAUGAAUGAUUAAACUUCAUACAAUGUAAUUCAAUUCGACUGUUGUUCAGUAAGCAGAGACUAAUAAAACCCCUGUUGAAAUACCCGUUGCAA